Molecule: messenger RNA, 2580 nt
Organism: Phalaenopsis equestris
Lineage: Eukaryota; Viridiplantae; Streptophyta; Magnoliopsida; Asparagales; Orchidaceae
Product: probable 1-deoxy-D-xylulose-5-phosphate synthase 2, chloroplastic
Biological process (GO): terpenoid biosynthetic process
Molecular function (GO): 1-deoxy-D-xylulose-5-phosphate synthase activity
Source: RefSeq, a predicted model, not a curated record
CCUCCACUAGCGCCACUUCUGCAACUUUCUCCUAUAAAAACAUCACCUCCUCUAAUUCAAUUGCUAUUCACAACCCACUCAACCCUUCCUCUCCUCGUCUCCUUCGUCGACGUAGUCUCCUUACUGCAAUGGCUUUAUGCACAUCACCAAUGGCCCCCAAUUGCCUUUUUUCUCAGCCGGCUAUCUUACCUACCGCCGGCUUUCGGCGUCAGGUUUGUGUGAGAGCAGGGCGCGGCGAUGGGGAUCAGGAGAUUGUAGUUAGAAAAGAAAAGCGUGAGCGGAAGAUUGAUUUCUCAGGGGAGAAGCCGAAGACUCCUUUAUUGGAUACCAUCAACUAUCCCAUCCACAUGAAGAAUCUCUCGGUUAAUGAUUUAGAACAACUUGCGGCAGAACUAAGAGCCGAGAUAGUGUACACAGUGUCUAGAACCGGGGGGCAUCUGAGCGCUAGUCUUGGAGUGGUGGAGCUUUCUGUGGCAAUUCAUCAUGUCUUCAAUGCUCCUCAUGAUAAGAUCAUCUGGGAUGUCGGCCAUCAGGCAUAUCCGCAUAAAAUUUUGACAGGAAGGAGGUCAAGGAUGUUAACUCUAAGGCAGACAUCUGGGCUUGCUGGUUUCCCGAAAAGGGAAGAGAGCAUCUACGAUGCUUUUGGGGCUGGUCAUAGCUCUACAAGCAUUUCUGCAGGACUUGGAAUGGCGGUUGGGAGGGAUUUGUUGGGCAAGAAGCACCAUGUCAUCUCUGUGAUUGGAGAUGGAGCCAUGACGGCCGGACAAGCUUAUGAAGCUAUGAACAACUCAGGUUUCUUGGAUUCCAAUCUCAUAAUCGUGCUCAAUGAUAACAAACAAGUAUCUCUUCCGACGGCCACCAUUGAUGGGCCUGCACCACCGGUGGGAGCUCUCAGCGGAGCCCUCUCUAAGCUCCAGUCUAGCACCAAGCUCAGAAAACUUCGGGAAGCCGCAAAGAGCAUCACGAAGCAAAUUGGUGGACAUACGCAUGAAGUUGCCGCGAAAAUGGAUGAAUAUGCGAGAGGAAUGAUUAGCGCUUCAGGAUCUUCACUGUUUGAGGAGCUUGGAUUGUACUACAUUGGUCCAGUGGACGGCCAUAACGUCGACCAUUUGGUGACAAUUUUGCAGAAGGUGAAGUCCAUGCCUGCUCCUGGCCCAGUUCUCAUCCAUGUCCCUCUUCCCCCCUCUUUGGACCGCGAGAAAGAAAGGCGCCCCCCCCCGGCCGGGCCCGCCGCCGAUAAAAUGCAUGGUGUAGUUAAGUUUGAUGUGAGGACAGGGAAACAGGAGAAACCGAAGCAAGCCACUCUUUCAUACACGCAGUACUUUGCAGAAUCGCUUAUAAGGGAAGCUGAAGAGGAUAGUAAGAUUGUGGCCAUCCAUGCCGCUAUGGGAGGGGGCACAGGACUUAAUUAUUUUCAGAAGAAGUUCCCUGAAAGAUGUUUUGAUGUUGGAAUUGCAGAGCAGCAUGCUGUUACUUUCGCUGCAGGUCUGGCUACCGGCUACCGAAGGGCUCACAAGCCUUUCUGUGCUAUAUAUUCAUCUUUCCUCCAAAGAGGCUAUGAUCAGGUGGCACAUGAUGUCGAUUUACAGAAGCUACCCGUCCGCUUCGCAUUGGACCGAGCCGGCCUCGUCGGUGCCGAUGGACCAACCCAUUGCGGAGCUUUCGACAUCACAUACAUGGCUUGCUUGCCAAAUAUGAUCGUCAUGGCCCCAUCUGAUGAAGCCCAGCUCAUGCACAUGGUUGCAACAGCAGCAGCCAUUGAUGACAGACCAAGCUGCUUCAGAUUUCCUCGAGGAAACGGAGUCGGAGUUCCCCUUCCUACUGGAAACAAAGGCAUUCCUCUUGAGAUUGGAAAGGGGAGAGUUCUCGUCGAAGGAACUCGAGUCGCUAUUCUCGGAUAUGGGUCUAUUGUUCAGAACUGUUUGAAGGCUGCAAAAAGGUUAAGAGAUCACAAUAUUUCGAUAACUGUGGCCGAUGCUCGAUUCUGCAAGCCUCUGGAUGUCGAUCUCAUAAGAAGACUGGCAAAGGAGCAUGAGUUUCUGAUCACAGCUGAAGAAGGAUCUAUUGGAGGUUUUGGGUCUCAUGUUACUCAUUUCUUAAGCUUGGAUGGUCUCCUUGAUGGCCAUCUCAAGUUGAGAUCAUUGGUUCUUCCUGAUAGAUACAUAGAUCAUGGAUCACCACAAGAUCAGAUUGAUGAAGCAGGACUUUCUUCGAACCACAUCAUGGCGACGGUCUUGUCCCUCUUGGGGAGGCCAAAGGAAGCUUUACAUGUGAAGUGAAGUUCCCUAAAUUCAAAAGAAGAAGAAAUAAUUGUAGAAUCUAACGGUCUGAUUGCAUAAUCAAAUGGAUUCCAACAGAUGCAUUUGUUUAUUCUGUCUUUCUUUGGUGUGGAUAAUGGGGACAGAGUAAAUGGUGCAUUUUAUGUUGUUUGCUUUCCUUAUCGGCUGUUUGUGAGCAUAAAUCUUGCGUUGGUUGGUGUUCAAAAUAUGCCUCCCUAUUUGUAUAUUCUUCAGUUGUCUUACUGUAUUGAUCAUAAGGGUCGGGAAAAGUAAUAAAUAAAUAUUGUGGGAAGUUUCUUCA